AUGGACGCCCAAGUGCUGGCCGACUGGGAGAACUGCGACAAAACGGAUACUCUCUUCGUGGUAAUCUGCAGUGUUAUUUGCUGGGGAAUCAUUCCAGCUGUCGGCCUUGGUUAUUCGGGGUACUCAACGCGCCAUAAUUCCUUAGCAUCUUUCUUCCCCGCAUUGCUGGCGGUCAUCUGUGUAUCCCUCCAGUGGUACAUUCUGGGCUACUCGCUAGCUUACGGAGAAGGCAAUGGGUUCAUCGGGGAUUUGAAAUAUGCUUUCCAUCGAGGCGUGCUUGCGCAGCCGGUGGGCACCAUUCCAGCCAUCUUAUUCAGUGAAUUCCAGCUUAUCUUUGCCGCCACCGUUGCGGCAAUUGCCAUCGGAGGAUCUUGUGAACGAGGCAGACUGCUUCCCUUGAUCCCCUUUCUUUUCCUUUGGACCACCUUUGUAUACUGCCCGCUGGCCCACAUGGUAUGGUCCGAAUCUGGAUUUUUAAACCAAAUGGGCGUCCUCGAUUUUGCCGGCGGUACCCCUGUGCACAUCUGCAGUGGUGCCACUGCGACUGCGAUUUCCGUCUACCUCUCACAUCCUCUUUUUCGCUCGCGAAAAUCAAAUGUUCGGACACCUUCGCAUUUGAAACUCCACAAACCACACAAUACCAUUUCUCAGCUGUUAUCACUAGUCACUAUAUGGGGAUCCUGGCUUGCAUUUGACGCUGGCACCACCUUGAGCUUCAACUUCAAGUCCGUCCAUGCUCUUUGUGUUACCAACCUAUGUGCAGCUGCCGGAGCCUUAACUUGGAAUGUACUCACGUAUUAUGAGAGCGGUAAAUUCUCCUUGGACUCUACCUUCCUCGGGGCAAUUUCAGGAUUAGUUAUGAUCACUCCCGCGGCUGGAUUCAUCAGCAUGACAACAUCCCUUUUCUUCGGCAUUGUUGGAGCAUUGGUCUGUCGUCAAGCGUUACGACUCAAGUUCACUGCUUUGGCUCGCCGUCUGAAGUGGGUUGAUAAUGGUGAUAGCUUUGCCACGCACUGCAUCGGAGGGUUUGUCGGGACUAUUGCUACUGGUCUCUUUGCCAGUCAACGAGUGGCUGCUUUUGAUGGAACGACCGAAAUUGCCGGCGGCGUUUUUAUCGACGGCAACUUCCAUCAGGUCUUUAUUCAGAUCAUCGAAGCUACCAUUGGCUUUACCUGGACAUUUGGAGUCUCUUAUCUGAUUUUUGCUGGCUUGGACUGUAUUCCUGGCCUUGAGGUUCUUGCCACAGACGAUGAGAUCAUGUCUGGAUUAGAUACUCUCCAAGUGGAAGAAUCACUUCACAGUGCGCAAUGGAAAGAUGAGGAAGAUUAUUCAGCUCUGGAAUCCUCGGGUGGUGUUUGUUUGACAUGA
Messenger RNA from Penicillium pulvis, 1368 nucleotides. RefSeq names its product ammonium transporter. The transcript is spliced from 3 exons. Lineage: Eukaryota; Fungi; Ascomycota; Eurotiomycetes; Eurotiales; Aspergillaceae. The coding region runs from base 1 to 1368 and encodes 455 amino acids. Gene Ontology annotation, molecular function: ammonium channel activity. Gene Ontology annotation, cellular component: plasma membrane. Gene Ontology annotation, biological process: ammonium transmembrane transport. The record is from RefSeq and is a predicted model, not a curated record.